This is a messenger RNA of Manis pentadactyla (Chinese pangolin), 1818 nucleotides long. RefSeq names its product eukaryotic translation initiation factor 4E (gene EIF4E). Gene Ontology annotation, cellular component: eukaryotic translation initiation factor 4F complex; cytoplasm. Bases 121 to 678 code for a protein of 185 amino acids. The transcript has 6 exons. The record is from RefSeq and is a predicted model, not a curated record. Gene Ontology annotation, biological process: translational initiation. Gene Ontology annotation, molecular function: translation initiation factor activity; RNA 7-methylguanosine cap binding. Lineage: Eukaryota; Metazoa; Chordata; Mammalia; Pholidota; Manidae.
GCCUCCAGGGCCAAACGGACAAGCUCAUCACGUGGACGGUAGCCAGCCAAUCCAGUUUGAACCUCAUUUUUUUCCUCUCACCCCCCUUCAGGAGCGGUUGUGCGAUCAGAUCGAUCUAAGAUGGCGACUGUGGAACCGGAAACCACCCCUACUCCUAAUCCCCCGUCUACAGAAGAAGAGAAAACAGAAUCUAAUCAGGAGGUUGCUAACCCACAACACUAUAUUAAACAUCCUUUACAAAACAGUCUGUACAACCAUAUCCAAUUGUCUAGUAAUUUAAUGCCUGGCUGUGACUACUCACUUUUUAAGGAUGGUAUUGAGCCGAUGUGGGAAGAUGAGAAAAAUAAACGAGGAGGACGAUGGCUAAUUACAUUGAAUAAACAGCAGAGACGAAGUGACCUGGAUCGCUUUUGGCUAGAGACACUGCUGUGCCUUAUUGGAGAAUCUUUUGAUGACUACAGUGAUGAUGUAUGUGGAGCUGUUGUUAAUGUUAGAGCUAAAGGUGAUAAGAUAGCAAUAUGGACUACUGAAUGUGAAAACAGAGAGGCUGUUACACAUAUAGGGAGGGUAUACAAGGAAAGGUUAGGACUUCCUCCAAAGAUAGUGAUUGGUUAUCAGUCCCAUGCAGACACAGCUACUAAGAGCGGCUCCACCACUAAAAAUAGGUUUGUUGUUUAAGAAGACACCUUCUGAGUAUUCUCAUAGGAGACUGCGUCAAGCAAUCGAGAUUUGGGAGCUGAACCAAAGCCUCUUCAAAAGCAGAGUGGACUGCAUUUAAAUUUGAUUUCCAUCUAAAUGUUGCUAAGAUAUAAGAGAAGUCUCAUUUGCCUUUGUCUUGUACUUCUGUGUUCAUAUAUAUAUAUAUUUUUUGAAUUUUGGCUAGAGUGUCCACUAUCCUAAUCAAAGAAUACAGUACAUCAUCCCCAGAAUCCAUAAAAGUGUUCCUGGCCCAUUCUGUAAUAGCUUAGUACAAUUACCAUUGCAAACACUUUUCCCAUCCACAACAUUAAAAAAAAGAAGUUACAUUUCGAUACCUUACUGGGAAAAAAUGUUGUUUAUGUUCCAUGUAUACAGGAGCUCAUUUUGCUGGUUUGAAAGAGUAUGAUGCAUACAGUUUUCUAGCAAUUGUCUUUGUUUCUAUUUACAGCAUUAUCUUUGCUGUACUCUUGCUGAUGGCUGCUAGAUUUUAAUUUAUUUGUUUCCCUACUUGAUAACAUUAGUGAUUCUGAUUUCAGUUUUUCACCUGUUUUGCUUUUUUUUUUUUUUUCCCUCAUGUAACAUUGGUGAAGGAUCCAGGAAUAUGACACAAAGGUGGAAUAAACAUUAAUUUUGUGCAUUCUUUGGUAAUUUUUUUUGUUUUUUUGUAACUACAGAGCUUUGCUACAGAGUUAUGCAAUUCAUUCAAAUCAGUGAUUUAUGUGUGAUUUCCUAAACAUAAUUGUGGAUUAUAAAAAAUGUAACAUCAUAAUUACAUUCCUAAUUAAAGUUAGUAUGUCUGUUUUUGUAUCUUUAUGCUGUAUUUUAACACUUUGUAUUACUUAGGUUAUUUUGCUUUGGUUAAAUGGCUCAAGUAGAAAAGCGGUCCCAUUCAUAUUAAGACAGUGUACAAAACUGUAAAUAAAAUGUGUACAGUGAAUUGUCUUUUAGACAACUAGAUUUGUCCUUUUAUUUCUCCAUCUUCAUAGAAGGAAUUUGUAUACUCCUUAUUGCAAGGCAGUCUCUAUUGUGUCUUCUAUGUGAACAGCCUAAGUUUGGAGCACUAGUUUGAUUAUUAUGUUUACUACAAUUUUUAAUAAAUUGAAUAGGUAUAGCAUCAUA